ACAGUCACUGUUAAUCCGGAAAUCGUUCAAAGACUCGAGCUCUUAUUGGAUGAGGGUCUUGUCACUAUCAACACGGCAGAGCGCAGAGCGCAUGCUGACAUGUGGACACUGAGCGUAGUGGCAGUUUGUUUGGAGUAAUUAACUAGUUCCUGGUUCAGUGUCCAGUAAACUACUGCAUUUGAUUAUUUUACGGACAUCAACAAUCAUGCUGAGUGACGGGGAGGCCAAAGAACUGUUGUCUUUCCUCACGCUGGAAACGAGGCCAGAUGUGAAGGGUCAAGCCACCGGGUAUAUUCUGGGUCUCACUGGCACCAAAGAUGGCUGCAGGUACCUGCGGGGUAAACCUGACUUCCUUAGAGCUCUCUUGACUCUCACUGGGGACCACUCUGUUGCCAUCGUUAAGGACUGCUACCAUGCGCUGGUCAACCUCUCUGCAGACGAGACCUUGCACCAGGCCCUGGUGAAGGAGGCAAACAUUUUGCCUAGUCUUUUCGCCAGACUCCUGGACCCGGAUUAUGACUUUGCAGACAGGAUAUGUACCAUUCUUUCCAACCUCUCUCGCCACGAGAAGACCUGCAAAGAGGUGUUCAGGGUGCUCCAGGAGCAGGAGAUUGGCCUGGCGAAAAUAGUGGAGAUCUUCUGCACUGAGGGGUACAACAAGAAGGCCCCCCUGCAUUACCUGGGCCCACUGCUGUCAAACCUCACCCAGCUCCCAGAGGCCAGGCAAUUCAUCCUGGAUAAGGAAAGGUGUGUGGUCCAGCGACUCCUGCCUUACACACAAUACGAUCAGUCCAUCGUAAGGCGCGGUGGAGUUGUGGGGACAUUGAGGAACUGCUGCUUUGACUACAGUAAUCAUGAAUGGUUGCUAAGUGAUGCAGUGGACAUCCUGCCAUUCCUCCUACUGCCACUCGCUGGGCCUGAAGAACUGACUGAGGAGGAGAACGAAGGGCUACCUGUGGAUCUGCAGUACCUUCCAGAGGAUAAGCAGAGAGAGGAAGACCCUGAUAUUCGCAAAAUGCUCGUUGAGACUAUGUUCCUGCUAACGGCUACAAAGGCCGGUCGCCAGAUUUUGAAGAAUAAGAACGUGUACCCUAUCAUGAGGGAGUUCCACAAGUGGGAGAGGGAACCUCAUGUUGGGGCAGCCUGCGAGAAGCUUGUACAGGUGCUGAUUGGGGAUGAGCCGGAGCCUGGAAUGGAAAAUCUGCUGGAAGUAGACAUUCCUGAAGACGUGGAGGUGAAGCUGAAGGAAAUGGAGGCGAAAGAAGAGGAGCAGCUGGAGAGGGAGAAGGAGGAACUGUUAAAAUCUGAAUCAGAACAGAAGCCCAAUAGUAUGCCUGAGGAUGGACUGAGCAGAUGACGUACAGGCAGCAUUACCUGUGUCACAAAGUUCCACUGGUAAUACAGUACGUCAAGUGUCUUAAAAAUCAGAAGUGUGCGUACAAUGCAUUGGAAAGACAUUGGAAAGAAUCAUGCUUUUUCUGAAAUAUUGCCAUUGCUGUGGAAAACAGCCUGUGGUUUUUAAUGAGAAAUGAUGUCGGAGAAGGCUGUGCAGUCUGAAAUAAAAUCAUUUUUAAGUUGCA
Messenger RNA from Anguilla rostrata (American eel), 1580 nucleotides. RefSeq names its product HGH1 homolog (S. cerevisiae) (gene hgh1). The transcript has 7 exons. The coding region runs from base 206 to 1357 and encodes 383 amino acids. The record is from RefSeq and is a predicted model, not a curated record. Lineage: Eukaryota; Metazoa; Chordata; Actinopteri; Anguilliformes; Anguillidae.